Molecule: messenger RNA, 1677 nt
Organism: Kockovaella imperatae
Lineage: Eukaryota; Fungi; Basidiomycota; Tremellomycetes; Tremellales; Cuniculitremaceae
Exons: 4
Coding region: 215-1582 (455 amino acids)
Biological process (GO): cellular response to misfolded protein
Cellular component (GO): endoplasmic reticulum membrane
Molecular function (GO): Hsp70 protein binding
Source: RefSeq, a predicted model, not a curated record
ACAUCGUGAACCCGACGGUCUCAGUCAGUGGCGAGGGGUCUUGCCCUAAUUCGGCGUUUUGUUCCCAUGUGGCACAUUUUUUUUGCUUGGCCGAGCUUCCGCCCCGCCCUUCCCUUGCAGACGACGUUUCUGGUCCAUUCUGCCUCGAGACUGCCUCGUCAGCAACGUAGACCGGUGCCGUAUCGACACAAACUUUGGACUCGUCUACGACAGCAUGGAAGUCAACAAAGAAGAGGCUCUGAGAUGCCUCGCUAUAGCUCAGAGACAUCGAAAUUCAUCCAAUCUUCCCAAUGCACUGCGAUUCGCCAAAAAAUCAGUAGCUCUCUAUUCUACGCCCGAAGGAGAAGCCAUGGUCGUCGUUAUCGAGCGAGAGAUAUCGACUGGGGGAUCCAGUUCGAAUGCUGAUGCUGGUCCAUCCUCUAAUGGAACUGGUGACACAACUUCCAAGGCCAAAGCGUCGGGCGUAGAAGAGCAUGUCUCAUCUGCUCAUUCCCGACCUGGACAUCAUACCGAAGCCAAGACUUCGACGAGUGGAGCUUCAUCUACCACGCCGGCCCCGAAAAAGAGAGAAUAUACAGCCAAGCAGAUGGAAGUGGUCACCAGGGUGAAGAAGUGCAAGCAUCAUCAAUAUUAUGAGAUCUUAUCGUUGGAACGAACUUGUACAGAAAAUGACGUGAAAAAGGCAUACAAGAAGCUCGCGCUGGUCCUACAUCCAGAUAAGAAUGGGGCGCCGGGCGCAGACGAAGCUUUCAAGAUGGUUUCUAAAGCUUUUCAAGUCUUAUCAGACGCCGAUAUGAGAGCUUCCUUUGACGCGAAUCCUUCGGUGGAUCCGACUUCUAGAGGUGGCGGUGGUGGAGGAGGAAUGUAUAGUCGAGGAGGCGGUGGUUUCCCACCGGGCUUUGGUGGUGCAGGUGGCGGUUUCCAAGGGGAACUCAACCCUGAAGACCUGUUCAAUAUGUUCUUUGGCGGAGGUGGAGGUGGCUUCGGCCAAGGAGCAAAUGUAUUUACCUUUGGCGGUCCUGGAGGAUUCACAACGCACUAUGGAGGUCGAGCUCGACGUCGAACUGCUGAAGCACCAGAAGAAUCACAUCCCAUGAUGGCUUUGAUCCCUAUACUCCUCUUAGUCUUCUUCGCGAUCGUUUCCAUCUUACCGAAUAUUACCGGUGAUCAUGACAACACUCCAUCUUACUCUUUUGAACCGGAUCAAAAUCAUCAUUUGGGUCGACAGACUUUCUUCAGAGGUGUACCGUAUUGGGUCAACCAAAAGGAGUGGGAGGGUUCAAAGGUGUGGGAGAGUGUCCCUGAGGCAAGAAGAGAAGAUAAGAAUGCGGCACUGUUCAGCACGAAGGUGAAAUUGUUUGAGCGAGGCGUAGAGAAUGUCUACAUCAAUAGGCUUCAUAACGAAUGCGACUACUUCAAUCAACGUGUAUCUCAACAAGUAUCUGAAGCUGCAGGCAUCUUUGGUAUAGGAGCAGAUUACGAAAAGAUGAAGGAGCUCAGGGCACUCAAGUCGCCUGCAUGUGAGCAGUUGAGAGAUUGGGGAGUCUUGCAUCAGCAGAAUAGGCAAAGGGUCAGCUUCUGAGGAAUCGGGGUUUUCGCUUCGGGAGUUCAUAUGGUAUAGGUCUAGUGUUGUCACGUCUUAGCAUCUCAUGUCGUGCAUCGGGUCAGGGCGAGAGA